Molecule: messenger RNA, 11708 nt
Organism: Nerophis ophidion (straightnose pipefish)
Lineage: Eukaryota; Metazoa; Chordata; Actinopteri; Syngnathiformes; Syngnathidae
Gene: ism2b
Product: isthmin 2b
Exons: 6
Coding region: 6357-7751 (464 amino acids)
Source: RefSeq, a predicted model, not a curated record
AUAUAUAUAUAUAUAUAUAACUGUAUAUGUACAUAUAUAUGUGCACUUCUGCAUAACAUUGUAUCUUUAUUAACAUUAAAGACAACAAAAAACGAAUAUAUUUAAAUUUCAACAAAAACAUUUUUUAGUCCAUAAUAAAAAAGAUUUGAAGUUUGUCCCUAAAAUUAAAAUAAUUUUUAUCCUUAUUUCAUUUUUACAACAUUUGACUGACUUGAAUAAUUUGAUGCUAAAAAAAAACAAAAAACAACUAAAUUAAACUCAAUAUAUAAUAAUACAUUUAAAUUAAUCAGCAACAUGUACUCAGAGCACAACAUAUAAAAGACUUUAACCUACAAAUCAAAAAUGAAUAAAAUAUUUUUUUAAUUUGAGCAAAAUGAGGAAGUCAGGAUUGAUACUGAUAAAGCACAUUCUCUGGGACCGCCCCACUAUUUGAGAAGAACUCAAUGAUGUUGACAAUUUAAUUGAAGAACAAUUUGUGAGCAAAAUGUAAAAAUUCUAUUUGUUCGAAUACAGUCUUUUGAAAUGUUACGUGUGAAAAAAUUAAGUGCACAAAUAUGUUUUUUGUUUCAAAACUCAAGAUUCACUUUUGGUAAAUUAAGACUGAAGCGAUCGAUCCUGCCUCUGAACCAGCCAAUGGGGUGUCAAGUAUGAAGUCACGUGAUACGGGGCAAAUAUUACUGCACUCAAUUUUAACACACUAAUUUUUCAAACGUGCAAAUUUUUAAUUCAAUGAUAUUGUCAGCAUAGUUUGAUAUAAAAAAAACAUUCAGUUCACAAAAUUCAAUCGCAAAAAAUUAAGUUACAUUAAUUUAGUGUCAAAAAAGAGCUUUCGUAAUAAAAACUCAAAUCAACCUCCAUACAGGAGUUCUGCUUUUUUUUCCAAAUGUGAUCUUACUUUUUUUUUAAGGCAUUCCAAAUAGCUUUCACUGCACUGUCAAAACAAAAAAAGCCUCCAAGCAGUCGUGAAACAUUCUGCUAAUGUUUGUGUGUGUUUUUAUGAAUGUCCAAUUAAUUUAUUGAUAGGAAUUGGAGUCCGAUAAAGCCUUCAUCUGCCAGUUUUAUACUACUAAUGUCUUACGUUGGGUAUCACAAAGAACCUUUUUCCUUCAGUUCGUCGACCAAGAUUGAAGCUGUUACUGUAAUCUGCUCAUGCAGUCUCGUGAAAUAUGUGACCGCUCGGGAUAUUUUCCUCUCAGCUCCACAUCAGGGUGUUCAGUUUUUGUUCUUUAGGGAGGAGGCGACACGAGUUACACUAGUGCAGUGCUUCUCAGCUAGUUUCUAUUACGCCCCCCCAGGAAAAGGUUGGAAAAAAAUAUAUAUAUUUAAAAAAAAAAGAAAAGCAUAAAUAAAUGAAAAAUAUAAAUAAAACAAAAGAGAUGUAUAAAUAAUUGAAAAAAUAAAAUGUUCUAAGUACACCUUUGCAUAACUAAAAAAAUAAAAUUAAUAAAAAUGUAGAUCAACUUUUAACAAAAAAAAUAUUUAUUGUUUCGUGGUCUGUGAUAAAAUAUUUGAAGUUAAUCAAUUUUGCUUUGAAUUUAAAAAAAAUAAAUACAGAAUAGUUGACCAACUUGAACUAUUUGAUAUUAAAAAUUUCAAUUGAAUGAACCCAAUAAAUCAAAAGGAGUAAACAUGUGUCAUACAUUCCCCUCUGCACAACAUUGUAUUCUUAAGAAUAUAAAAAAAAAAAAAAAAAUACAGAAAUCAAGAUCAACUUACAACAAAUAAUAACUUUAUUCACAUUGUUUUGCAGUCUGAAAGAAAACACUUGAAGCUCAUUAAUUUGCCUGAAAUAGAAAUAUUUCUAAACAUUUAGAGAGUUUUUUAUUUGACCAGCUUGAACUAUUGAUACGGAAAAAAAUAAGUCAAAACAGUAGGACAGGACAAGUUAAAGAAUGAAAUGUGAUUAAUUUUAUUUUUUUAUUUUUAUAUAAGUACACUUCUGCAUAACUUUGUAUCCUUAACAAUAAAGAAAACAAUAUGGAUCAACUCACAACAAAGACAUAUAUUUACUAACAUGGUUUUUAGUCCAACAGAAAAUAUUUGAAGUGAAUCAAUUUGCCUGAAAUUGCAAUUUUAAAAAAAAAUCCAUAUUCAAACUAUAAACAUUUUUUUGCAUGACUUAUACUAAUUUGAUAUUGAAAAGUAAAAUAAGACCAACUCAAUAAUUAAUAAUACAUUCUAAUUUAUCAGCAACAGUAAUGAACUCAGGAGCACAAUAUAUAAACCACUUGAACCUACAAAAUAAUUUGUGCUGAUUAUUUGUUUUAAUCCAAAUGAAGCACGAUACUGAUAAAGCACAUUCCCCGGGGUCACAAUUUGAGAAGAACUGCACUAGUGAUAGAUUAAAUCUACACACCUGCUCACACCUCCCGGAUGCAAUGUUUUACAGUUACUCGAACGCAUCACGUGUGUGUUGUCUUCACUUUUCCACCAUUCUGAUUGUAACGAGUGUAAAGCCAUGAUGUUUGUUGCUCAACAGAUUAAAACCGCUUUCUUUGUACGCCUUCUGCAAUAACUUGUCAGCAAAACAUGCAAACUAAGUUCUUCAUUAAGCACUUUGGUUGGAUAAAGUUCUCCUUUCACGCAAACAUGUGUCAUGAAGGGUGUGUGCACAAUUAGAAACUGACAAGUAUUGCUUCGGAACAGAAGUCAACUAGGAAACAAACUGAAGCCCGAAGUGGCGCUCGUUUGUUUUGCUUUGAAGCGGGUCCUUUCAGACCCGAAGUGGACCAGAACAAUAUGAAAGCAAAAUGAUUUGUUCACUUUAACCUGCACACGGACACACCUAAUUGAGAUGAUCUCACUCUGGUUUGUUUAAUAUGUGCAAUGUGAACAGGAAUUAAUCCAGAUUGACUUUAUAUCUUGUUGAUAUUGUGUUAAUUGAUACCUAAUCAAAACUAAAGUGUACUGGAUCUCAGUUUGAGUGACCUAAUUUGUGCAAUGUGAACAGAAAGUGAUCCAGAUUGACUUUAAAUUGUAUUGCUAUGGAUUUAAUUGGGACACAAUCACCACAAGUGCACUGGAUCUCAAAUUGAUUCACUUAACCUUUGCAAUGUGAACAUACAGUGAUCUAAAUUGACUUCAUCUUGUAUUGAUUUUGUUUCAAUUAGGACACAAUCAAAACAAGUGUACUGGAUUUCAAUUUGAUUCAAGUAAUCUGUGCAAUGUGAAUGGAAAGUGAUCCAGAUUGACUUUACAUUAUAUUGCUAUUGUUUUAAUUAAGACCCAAUCCAAACAAAUCUGUGCUGAAUCUCAGUUUGAUUCACUUCUUCUGUGCAAUAUAAACACAAAGUAAUCCAGAUUGACUAUCUUGUAUUUCUUUUGUAUAUAUUGAGGCCUAAUAAUGCCUGAAGUCGACCAUAUUUCAAUUUCAUUUACGUUAUAUAAGCAAUGUGAACAGUAAGUGAUCCAGAUUGACUUUACUUUACUUGCUAUUGUGUUAACACCCUAUCAGAUCUCAAGUGAACCCGAUCUCGAUUUGACUCACUUUAUCUGUGCAAUGUGAACAGAAGAGAUCCAGAUUUAUUUUCUCUGCAUUGCUAUUCUGUUUAAUAAGACCUACUUAGACCUAACUGAAGUAGAUCUCAAUUUGAUUUUGUUAAUUCCUGCAAUAUGAACAUGAAAUCAUCCGGAUUGGUUUUACUUUGCAUUUCUAAUCUGUUAAUUCAGACCUAAUUUGACCUAAACUGAACCAGAUCACAAUUUGAUUCACUUCUUCUGUGCAACGUACACAGAAAGUAAUCCAGAUUAAUUUUAUCCUGUAUUUGUUUUGUAUAUAUUAAGGCCAAAUCAUACCUGAAGUGAACCAUAUUCCAAUUUGAUUUACGUUUUCUGAGCAAUGUGAACGUUGAGUGAUCCAGAUUGACUUUACUGUUUUUUGCUAUUGUGGUAACACCCAAUUAGACCUCAAGUGAACCAGAUCUCAAUUUGACUCACAUUAUCUGUGCAAUGUGAACAGAAAGUUAUCCGGAUUAAUUUUACUUCGUAUUGCUAUUCUGGUAAUUAAGGUCUACUUAGACCUCAACUGAAAUAUGAUCUCAAUUUGAUUUACUUAAUCUGUGCAAUGGGAACAGGAAAUAAUCCAGAUUGGUUUUACUUUGUAUUGCUUUUCUGUUAAUUAAGACCUAAUUUGACCUAAACUGAACCAGAUCUCAAUUUGAUUCACUUCAUCUCUGUAAUGUGAACAGGAAAUUAUCCAGAUUGAUUUUCACUUUGAAUUGGUACUCUGUUAAUUAAGACCUAAUUUGACCUAAACUGAACCAGAUCUCAAUUUGAUUCACUUCAUCUCUGUAAUGUGAACAGGAAAUGAUCCAGAUUGAUUUUUACUUUGAAUUGGUACUCUGGAAAUUAAGACCUUAUUAGACCUAAACUGAACUAGAUCUCAGUUUGAUUUACUUAAUCUGCGCAAUGUGAACAGAAAGUGAUCCAGAAUUACUUUGCCUUGCCUCGUUAUCGCACUGAUUGAGAACUGAAAUUAACCAGAUCUCAUUUUGAUGCACUUCAUAAGUGCAAUGUGAAUAGGAACUGAUACAGAGUGAUGUUGCUUCAAAAUAAUAUUUUUAAAAUUUAGAUAUAUUAAGAGCUAAACUGAACCAGAUCUCAAUUUGAUUCACUUCAUCUCUGUAAUGUGAACAGAGUGAUCCAGAUUGUUUUUUUCUUUGUAUCUCUAUUCUGUUCAUUAAAACUGCACUGAAUUAGAUCUGUGCAAUGUGAUCCAGAAUGACUUGUCCCGCUAUUUUACUGAUUGAAGCCAAAAUAGUCCUGAAAUGAACCAGAUUUCAAUUUGAUUCACUUUUUAAGUGCAUUGUUAACAGGAAAUGAUCCAGAUUGGUUUUACUUUAUAUUGCUGUUCUGUUAAUUAAGAUCUAAAAUUUCAGUUUGAUUCACUUCAUAUGAUCACUUUCUGUUCACAUUGCACAGAUUGAUUUUACUUUGGAUUGCUAUCCUGUUGAGGCCUAAUUAAAACUGCACUAACUAGAUACAAAUAUGAUCUACUUACAUCGCAAUUUUUGCAAUGUGAACAGAAAGUGUAGACCUGAAAUUAACCAGAUCUUAAUUUGAUUCACUUUAUAAGUGCAUUGUGAACAGGAAAUGAUCCAGAUUGAUUUUACUUUGUAUCGCUAUUCGGUUAAUUAAGACCUAAUUAGACCUAAACUGAACUAGAUAUCAAUUUGAUUUACUUAAUAUGUGCAGUGUGAAAAGGAACUGAUCCAGAUUGUUUUUUAUUUUGAAUUGCUAUUCUGUUAUUUAAAACCUAACUAGACUUAAACUGAGCAAGAUCUCAAUUUGAUUCAUGUAAUAUGUGCAAUGUAAACAGGAACUGAUCCAGAUUGGUUUUUAUUUUGAAUUGUUAUUCUGUUAUUUAAGACCUAACUAGACCUAAACUACGCUAGAUCUCAAUUUGAUUUACGUAAUAUGUGAAAUGUGAACAGGAAAUUAUCCAGAUUGACUUCACUUUGUAUUUCUGAGCUAGAUCUCAAUUUGAUUUACGUAAUAUGUGCAAUGUGAACAGGAACUGAGCCAGAUUGGUUUUAUGUUGAAUUGUUAUUCUGUUAAUUAAGACCUAACUAGACAUCAACUGAGCUAGAUCUCAAUUUGAUGUACUUAAUAUGUGCAAUGUGAACAAGAAAUGAUCCAGAUUGACUUUACUUUGUAUUUGUAUUGUUUUAAUUAGGAUAUGUUUGUGUGUGUAUGCUAUUUUGGAUGACAUUUUGUUGAAUAUUGGAAAUGUUCCUUAAAUGUGACUGUGCGUCCACUGGUGACCCUUAACCUCCCCUGGGACCCCAGUCACACACACCCUCCACGCGCACCCGCACAGCUGUUAGCAAUGAAAAUCCCACCCAACCAAAUCUCUCCCACAGCCUCCGCGCGUCUAACAUGCGUGCGUAAAAAAAAAAAAAAAAAAAAGGCGCGUUUACCGACACCCGGAUGGCUGGGGCGGCGCGCGCAUCCAAGCGAGCCAGCAGCGGGGAUGGACGUGACGUGUUCGGCGAUGGCUUCACGCAUCACAGACACUUCGCCGAAUCAAGACGAGCAGCAACGCCACGAUCUCCAGAUGUCCGCGAGGAAAACACCCCCGCCCACGACGCAGUGACUCACGGCUCCAAAGUAGCCGAAUAAGUGGUCGCCGGUGCGGACGGGGGGAUUCCUGCAGGGGGGCUCUCGCUGCUACUUAAAGCCGAGCCAAGUGCGGCUUUUAUGGGCAAGAGAGGCGUUGAGCUGGAGCCACACGUGGAUAACAUAAAUACUCGUCCAACUCUUCCACGCCACAGCAAACCCUCUCAAUUCACCCCAGAAACAACACUUUUAUUGACAAAAAAAAAAGUACUUUUAAUUGAAGAUUGUCCGGCAGGAAGAUGCGUCAAAUGCACUUUAUUGCCAUGUUCUCCGUUCUUCUUGUCAGCUUGGCCGCAGGAUUUCCCAGCAGACACACAAAUGCUGCUCACAAGGGUCACGGCCACCCGGUCCAGAGCGUCGGGAUCCAGUAUGACGCCGGCGACUUGGAGAGGGAGAACCAGGUGCAAAGUAUGCCGGAGCCCCACAGCCAUCAGAGAAGGUGGCCCCACCCUCAGCACCGCUCCGUGGGCGUACUUCCUCAGCCCGAACCCGAGGAAGAAACCAAACCCUUCAUCCUGGAUUUGAAGAACUUUCCAGACCUGGCAAAUGCGGAUGUGAACUCUCAAAACCCCAACAUUCAGGUCACAAUUGAGGUUGUGGACGACCCUCAGAUGGAGGUAGAGAUGGACCUGGCCAAAGACAACGAGUGGAUACCAGUAUCUUCCUCUUCUUCCUCAGUGGAAUGGCUCGGAGGAAAGAAGCUUUUCUGGCCGCUUUUCUGGAGCUACACUGAUUCAAGUGAGGACAGCAGCAGCCGGUCGGCCAUGGAGGAAACCGGUGAAGAAGAGGAGGAAGACUAUUUGAUAGAUUACGGCAGUGAGGAGUCCUUACUCAGUGGAGUGGGCGGAGAUUGGGACAGCCAAUGGAACGAAGGCUGGGAUCCAAUACAGACCUACUAUGGUAAGUUUAAGAAGGACACCGACGAAUGGACUUCGUGGUCGCCCUGUUCGGUCACAUGCGGACCCGGCGAGAAAAAGAGGACUAAGUCGUGCGGCUACUCGUGCACGCUGACCGAGGCCUCAAAGUGUGACCUGGAGCCUUGUCCUGGGGAAGUCAACACAGUGGCCGAGCCUUUGCCUUUCGACAUGGAGAAUGGGACCGAGCCUUUUGGAACAGAUGUGGACAGCUGCGAAAAGUGGCUCAACUGUAAAAGCGACUUCCUGCAGCGAUACCUCCACCUGGCGUUCCUGGAGCUGCCCAACUGCCCUUGCUCCUUCCCCUCCGAGGUGGCGUACACCGUGGUCAGCCUCUACGAUGACGCCCACCACCGCACCUUCCGAUGGCGGGACGCCAGCGGCCCCAAGGAGCGCCUGGACAUCUACAAGCCGUCGGCCCGCGGCUGCGUCCGCUCGGCGCUUUCCGGCGACUCGUCGACACUCGCCGCGCAGCACUGUUGCUACGACGACCGCGGCCGGCUCAUCACGCGGGGGAAAGGCGCCGGCAUGCCCGACCUCAUCAGCACCGAGUUCUCACCCGAGCUGCACUUCAAGGUGGACGUGCUCCCUUGGAUCCUGUGCAAGGGGGACUGGAGCCGCUUCCACGCCGUGAGGCCGCCCAAUAACGGCCUGAGCUGUCCCCAUAACCCCCAUGAAGACGUGUUCAUGAACGAACUGGAGGAGGCCCGGGAGUACUGACCAGGCCCUCAGUAGGAACCAUGUACUGUUUGUCUAAAGCAUGCGGCAGCCAUUUAUCACGCGUUACCAAGAGAAAACCUUCCCAACGUCCUCGCAGCAGCCUUACCUGAAGGAACUGAACGGCACGAAAAAACAUCCGGGUUGGUCCAUCGCUUGGCAACCAGCUUCAGUUCUGUACCACGAACUUGACACGAGGGCAUGCGGAGAUCACAGCUGGUCAAGACGACGACAAUGCUGCUAUACCGAAACAUUAUUCAGGUGAAAAACACCCCUCCACAUUUGACCUAACUUACAAUAACGUGUUCGGUUUCGAACGACGUCAGGUCCAGAACGAUAAGCUAAAGGCUGUGCUGGAACAGCUUCCAGGCAGUGACAAUGUUUGAUUCCAGAUCCGUUUCCGCAUUCGGAGAAAACAUGACGUGGGUGCCAAAGAGUCGAGAAUCAGUGUUGGUGGCUGUGUACAUUCUGGCUCCUUAAAGGGGAAUGUUGCCUCUCAUUCACAAUCCUUCAGUGAGUUUCUUUUUUUCCUGCCUUUCAAAUAGUUAACUACUGCUAGCAAGAGGCAGCUAACAAUGCAGGCCCUGGAGAUUCAUCUAAAAAGAAAGUUAAUAAAAAACUCAAAUAGCACUCCAUUCACAUUUUUUUAUCUUCAAAUUAACCAAGUGACAUUGUUAUUGAAGGAGCUAAUGCAGAGGAACUACUUGUUUGGUGUUUUGUAACACAGCACCUUCCUCAGAGGUAAGCCAGCCGACGAGCUGCUGCUGUUAGCUCGAUAAUGCACCUCUAUAGUAGAAGAUUGUAGCCAUAAACCCAAAAAGAACUAAACCAUAGUGGUGUUAAUGUUUGGGCACCCGAGUGUCGAUUCAAAUUGAUUUUUGCGAUGUGUUAUGUGAUAUAAAAAAAAAAAAAAUAAUGAUACUUUUUCAAAACAGGCUACAGGUUAGAAAAGAUCCGCCUGGUUUAAAAAGAUUGGACUAAAAACGUAUUUAAAAAAAUUAAUUCUUAAUAAAAAUGUAUUCCUAUUAAAUAAAUGAUUUAUCAUAUAUGUGUAUUUUUUUAAAUAGUUUUAAAAAUUAUUAAUUGAUUUAUAACCGGAUGAAUAACAAUUGUGAUCCAGAUGUAAAUCCAUUUUUUUGUGCACCCUUACUAAAUCGGUGGAUUUUGCUGAAAGAUACAGCCAUCCUGGUGAAAGCGGCCAUUAUAAGUGUUGUAUUCUAUUGUCGAUUCAAUCUAUAGCAGUAGUGCUAACUGCUAACAUGAGAACAAUGGUUUAGUGUUUCUCCAACGCUGAAUGUGCUAAGCAACUGUCUUCUAAAACUUGUAGCCUAUCCUUCGUAUAUUCAGGCUCAAAAAGACAAAGGUCUGAUCAUCAUUUGUUCCAACAGCAGUCAAACACAGGAAGUGCUCUCUAUAUUGUUGUUGACGGAAGUAGUGUUAUUUGCUAGGCGCAGCACUGAGAGCGGACUCAGCCUAGCUAUCUCUAGAUAAUGUUGCAAUGUUCGAUGCCAACAAAGGAACCGCUCCAACGUAAGUUAAGUAAGGCUCCAUUUUACCAAAAAUGCGCGAGUUGGAUGUUAGUGUAAAUUGGCUUUGCUAUUGACAUUCUACUAAUUAGCAUUAGCGAUUUCAACUUUUUAAUUUCCACACCUCCAAAUUUGUUAAUAAAAACUACAACUAAGAUGCAUGUUACAAUCAAACAGCUGGAGCGUAAUAAGUACAUUAUUUACAGUAUUAACACUUUGUAGGGCGCAGCAACAGACAGAAAAGAUUGAAAUGACCAACGCAUAAAUUGUACACUACUGCCAUCUAAUGUCUUGGACCUGCAACUUAAAAUGUGAUAAUAAAACAGGAUAUAACAACUGCUUAUCAUAAUCAGCUCAUUUUUAAAUGUUACAAUAAACAAAAUAAUUCUAUUAUUAAAAACAAUAUUUACCAACACACACAAAAUACAGAAAAUUACUACAGUUGAUUACCGGUAUUAAUGUUGGUACCUUAUCGGUUCAAAGCGGUCCCUAUCCUUACUGUACAAUCAAACUUCCAGCAUGUUGAUAAAAACUUGCUGGAUGAUUUUAGGGUUUCAGCAAGGUCAUUAAAAAACAUUAAAAGUUUUUGGAUUAAUUUUGCAAAAAUUAAGGCCUUUAAUGGCAUUGAAAAACAUUACAUGCUAUGACCUGAGGCAUUCAAAUAAGUUCAUGCAAUUACAUUUGGCAAGAAAAAAGACAACAAAACAAACCACCUGACACAGUUUUUUCAAUUCGGGAAAAAAUUGCACUUUAUGAUGUUCAAUAUUAAUUUAAGUGCAAUUUUUUCUGCCAAGUAUUGAGAGUCCAUUUUAGUUUGGUGUAUGUUUAAUUUUUUAAGACAAUUUCACCUUCCAAUUCUAAUUGUACAAAAUACUACAGUAAUGAAAAAUAUGUUUAUUGCGUUUGAAAGGGUUACUUGCUUUAUUAUUAUUGUAUAUUAUGAUUACUAUAUUGCUUAAGUUCGUGUAAACUUUUUAACUGCUUACAAUGUUGUCGACACAGACCAGUGUACGCUUUUGACUAUAAAUAUUUAUGAUCUGUAGUAGGACAUGGGCAUAUAAAUUGUUUUAAGUUGCAAAAAAACAACAACAUUAAAUUAGAUUUGCUGAUACCUUCAUAAACCCUGGUUUUGUCGUAGCCCUCUCUUGCUAGCAAUUUUUCAAUAUUUAGAACACAGGAAAGAGAAAGACGUGUGUUUUUGUCUUACGUAAGGAUUUUGGAUGAUGGGCAAAAAUGAGAAAAAAAUGUUAAAGUGCAUUUUUCCUUAAAGUCCUCAGGGUGCAAACGUAAUACAACAAGGUUCUAUGGUCUUAACAAAGGUGGUCCUCGGGUCGUACGAAUAUGUUACGUUUCAACUCUUAUCGGACAUAAACCCUUCUCUCGUUUUACGUUUUAACGUUUCAAAUACAUUUUUAGCUUUAAGGAUCAAUAAAAGGCUCACUGGGAUACAGCCUUGACUCUGCACUAGCAACCUUAUAUUGUGACAUUUUUGAGGAACAGAUCCUUGAAAACGUAAAGGCUACUAAGGGUGCCCAAAAAAAAUCGAUUUUCAGAUUAAUCACGAUUCUUAUUUGUAAUGAUUUAAAUGAUUCAAAAAAAUAUAUCACAGCUAUUUAUCUUAUGAAGGAGCAUUACUGAAAAAGUAUUAGUUUUGAAUGGAGAAUUGAUUUCUGAAUUGAAUUGUCACCCCAAGAAUCUAAUCGAGUGGUGCCGAAAGAUCCACAGCCCUAAAGGCUACCGUCCUUAUCCUUGAUGAUAGUCUCGACAGUUGAUAUCAAAGAGCUCUUUAUGACAUAAUCACUUCAAUGCCAAUGGCUUUCCUUUCUUUUGGCACACUGGAAGACCGCCGGAAGACCCUGCCUCACAGUUGGGAGACAAUACCUAAUAAAAUUUUAACUCAUGCGAUUACUCAACAAACAUCAGUUACCUGAAAGACGUCAGUGAUCUUGCGGGUAAAUUCCCCCUGGCUAAAACUCCAAAAAUGUAAAUCGUGCAAACGUUGGUUUAUGCCAGCAAUAAAAUUGACAAGGUGAAAUUAAUUAAUGAUAAAUGCUCAUCACAUACCUGAUAUCAUUUUGAUGAUUAAAGCUCACAUCUUAUGAAAACUUCCAUUUGAAAUUUGCUGAAAAUUUGAAUCUGAAAAAAACACAUGCUCAAAUAUCAAAUUAUAUUUAAGUAAAAGAAUUUGAAGUGUGAAUCAAAAUUGCAUUUAUACUGAAUAAAAAUGGGGUUUCACUCCGUUUGGUUCGAUGAUUAACCACAUCUCUCGAUAAAUUAAAUCAACAGCUCUGAUAAAUGUCAAUAUCCCUUAAAAGAAAACUUGUUUUGUUUGAUACAAUUCAACCGAAAAUUUACUAAAGUGGCUUACAAAAAUAGCAAUUAAUUCAAAAAAAUGCUGCCACCCUAAAUGUAUAUACAUAUACACACACACACA